Molecule: messenger RNA, 2836 nt
Organism: Cucurbita maxima (winter squash)
Lineage: Eukaryota; Viridiplantae; Streptophyta; Magnoliopsida; Cucurbitales; Cucurbitaceae
Product: glycogen synthase
Exons: 20
Coding region: 270-2339 (689 amino acids)
Source: RefSeq, a predicted model, not a curated record
AGAAGGAAAUCACGUUCCAACUUGCAACUUCCAUCCCCUCCUGUAUGGCUCUCUUUUUAUUUAUCAUCCUCCUUUCCCGGGAGUGGCCUACGUGUUACGACGGAGAGCUCACUUGACUCAGAGGUCACCGUGUCCACGCAAAGCUGCCAAAGCUGAACUCUGCCUGCCUCCGUCUCCGAGGGCGUUUAUUUUGCUCUUUCAGCGCUAAUCAGCUUAAUCGCCAUUCUCUGUAGUCAUACACUGUGGGCGAGCUUUUGAGGCUGAGAAGAAUGGCUAUCCAUGCACUUACCACAACUGGUUUCUCUUUCCAUCUUCCCUUUCCAAAAUGUACCGCUGCUUACUCGAGAUCUGCUGGUGAUCGAGCUGGAACUCUCUGUUGCUCAAGCGGAGAUGGAGAUCUUAGCGGCUUGAUUAACGUGUCAUCGGAAUCGGAGUUCGAAAGACGCGGGGGUGCACAGAUGGCGAAGUCAGCAGAUGGAGAACUUCGGGCAAAAAACAGUGAAAUUUGGCAACUCUUCAGAGAAGCUCAGCGAAAUAUCUUGUCCUUGGAUAAACAACGUGCCCUUGCUGUAGAGGAGCUGAAUAAAGCUAUCAGCGAGAAAAAAGUACUGCUAGAAAGGAUCGAGGAAUUGGAGAUUGAAAAGCAGGCUAUGGCUAGAAAAGAUCAGGUAUCAAUAUGUUGGGAAUUACUACUUCGAAUUGAUUCUAUGGUUCUCACUGGCACGAUUAGUUCUGGAGCGGCAUCUCAAAUGAGACAACUGAUCAUGGAUCAAAAAGUCAGCAUACUUGAUGCUUUCCCCGAAAUCCUGCAGAAAAAAGAUGCUGAGCUACUAGCAGAGCUACGUCAAUUAUCUGACAGAAGAAAUAAGAAUGGUUUUCACAUCGUUCACAUUUGUACUGAAAUGGCUCCAAUUGCUUCUUUUGGAGCAGUGGCAUCAUUUGUAACAGGGUUAUCUCAAGCUCUACAAAGAAAGGGCAACUUGGUGGAGGUUAUCUUACCAAAGUAUGGAAGCAUGGACCUAAAUGAGGUUCAAGGGAUACGAGAGACUGAGGUGGAGUACUAUUCUUAUUAUAAUGGUCAACUACAUGGAAACAAAAUAUGGACUGGGGUAAUCUGUGGCAUAGGGGUUACUUUCAUUCAACCUUUGUAUUACUCAUCAUUUUUCAACCGGGAGAAGGCAUAUGGAUACUCUGAUGAUUUUGAACGGUUUAUGUACUUUUCUCGGGCAGCAUUGGAUUAUAUUGUGAAAUCUGGCAAGAAGCCUGAUGUGUUGCAUAUACACAAUUGGCAGACUGCUAUAAUAGGACCGCUUUUCUGGGACAUUUUUGUUCAACAGGGACUUGAAGGUUCUAGAAUUCUUUUCACAUGUCACGACAUCCAUGCACAGCCUCUUAUACAACCAGAGAAACUGGCACUAUGCGGACUUGAUCCUACUAAACUUCAUCGUCCUGAUCGUCUGCAAGACAACUCCAAUACACAUCUUGCAAACAUUAUGAAGGGCGGAAUUGUUUACUCCAAUAAAGUUGCAAUAAUGUCAUCCACACAUUCAAAAGGCCAUAUAAUUCAUAGUUCGAGUCAUGGUUUGGAAACUACCUUAAACAUGCACAAGGACAAAUUGCUUGUCUCCCCUUGUGGGUUUGAGAGCUCAUCUUGGGAUCCUGAAAAAGAUAAAAUUCUUCCAGAAAAUUAUAGUGCAGAUGAUAUGAAAGGAAAAUUUGUAUGCAAAAUUGCGUUGCAGCAAAAGCUGAGAUUACCUGAGAAUGCUUCUAUUAUCACCGUUGGAUGUUUUUUGUCAGAUUUGUCAGAUGUUGACAAAGAGGACCUGAUAGCAAUUGUUAAGAAUGGUACCAGAAUGGCUGUCCAGUUCAUCUUCAUGACGACUGGCAAGAUGACAAGUGGACAAAAGGAACUAGAAUCUCUUCAAGUAAGAAUUGAGUCAUUGCAGGAUGAAAACGUCAGGUUCAUAAACAGACACGAUGAGACAUUGUUGCAUCUCAUUUUUGGAGGUUCCAACAUUAUCUUGUGCCAGUCUCUUCACGAUCCUAUUCUGCAAGUGCCAUUGAAGGCUAUGAGAUAUGGAGCUGCUCCAAUUGCAAUCACCUCCAAUGACAACGGAUUCAGACACUUUCCGGAUCAUGACUACGAGACUACUAAAUUAGCAAUGUUCAUCAACUCUACCUUCGGAUACUUGUCCUUCAGCCAAGCCCUAGAUGAAAUUAAUAACAAUCCAUCCGAGUGGAAUCAUAAAGUGUUUGAUGCCAUGACCAAGGACUUCUCUUGGGAUGCAGAGUGCUGUGAUAUCUAUCUCUCUGCUUACACAGCUAUAAAGAGCUUGUAAACCAGGUACAAAGUAGAACGUACAAACAUACAUAUCAACAAUAUUUGCAUCCAUCACUGCAGCUUGCACGCCACUGCAGCUAUGUGGUGGAGCUUGAUUCCAGACUUCCAGUCUAUAAUGGACAGAUUUUAGGUUUGUAAAUGAAGAGAUAGGUAGUUUUUAUUUUUAAUAGUAAUUUAUAUGUGAAUAUAAAGAAUGGCGAUGUACUGUAAGGCUGAAUGUUCAGCUAAAAAGACUCGUUUUUAUUUUAAUUGUUUUAAAAAGAAACUAGUCAAACUAAACCGUACCACCUACCUGUUAUUUUCUCCUCCAAGUGGAGAAAUUAUUCGAGGUUGGUAAGUGUGGGUGGUUUAUGUCGUUGGAUUUUGACAUGAGAAACUAAAAAUUAUGAUUUUGUCGAGCGAGUUAGAGAGUGACAACUUGUUGACCAUGUUGAAUGGUUUUGCUUCAAAGUGGUGUGAUUCAACCUUCAAGCAAGCUGCAAUUAUACUCCUCUA